Messenger RNA from Panthera uncia (snow leopard), 1984 nucleotides. RefSeq names its product Ras converting CAAX endopeptidase 1 (gene RCE1). The transcript is spliced from 9 exons. The record is from RefSeq and is a predicted model, not a curated record. Gene Ontology annotation, cellular component: endoplasmic reticulum membrane. Gene Ontology annotation, molecular function: metalloendopeptidase activity. Gene Ontology annotation, biological process: CAAX-box protein processing. NCBI's taxonomy places the organism in Eukaryota, Metazoa, Chordata, Mammalia, Carnivora, Felidae. The coding region runs from base 53 to 937 and encodes 294 amino acids.
GUCGAGCGGCGGCGGGAUCGCGUCACUGGUGCGCGCCGCGGCUCCGGGCGCGAUGGCGGCGCUGGGCGGGGAUGGGCUGCGCCUGCUGUCGGUGUCGCGGCCGGAGCGGCAGCCCGAGUCAGCAGCUCUGGGCGGCCCGGGCCCUGGGCUGUGCUGCUGGGUGUCUGUGUUCUCCUGUCUUAGCCUCGCCUGCUCCUACGUGGGCAGCCUCUACGUCUGGAAGAGCGAGCUGCCCAGGGACCACCCUGCAGUCAUCAAGCGGCGUUUCACCAGUGUAUUGGUGGUGUCCAGCCUCUCGCCUCUGUGCGUGCUACUCUGGAGAGAACUCACAGGCAUCCAGCCAGGCACAUCCCUGCUCACCCUGAUGGGCUUCAGGCUGGAGGGUAUUUUCCCAGCAGCACUGCUACCCCUGCUGCUGACCAUGAUCCUUUUCCUGGGCCCACUGAUGCAGCUCUCUAUGGAUUGCCCAUGUGACCUGGCAGAUGGUUUGAAGGUUGUCUUAGCUCCUCGCUCCUGGGCCCGCUGCCUCACGGAUAUGCGUUGGUUGCGGAACCAAGUGAUUGCGCCCCUGACAGAAGAACUGGUGUUCCGGGCCUGUAUGCUGCCCAUGUUAGCACCAUGCACGGGCCUGGGCCCUGCCGUGUUCACCUGCCCACUCUUCUUUGGAGUUGCCCAUUUUCACCACAUUUUUGAGCAGCUUCGAUUCCGCCAGAGCAGUGUGGGGAGCAUCUUCUUGUCUGCAGCGUUCCAGUUCUCCUACACAGCUGUCUUCGGCGCCUACACUGCUUUCCUCUUCAUCCGCACAGAGGAACUCAGAACAAAGGCUGCAGCCCUGAGAACAGCAAGGACCCUGCCAAACAACAAUGAUAUACUUUCAGGUCCCACUCUAAACUCAAGGAGGCUGUCCCAAGUCUUGUUCCCUGAGGCUGGUGGUUGAAAGGAAAUGGAUGUGCAGUCACUCCCCAGGCACCCCCAGUUUGGCUGUGACUAAACGACAUUCAUCUGGAUCUAAAAAGUCAUCUUGAUAGUCACACACCUGCCUUGCUGUGGAGAGCCUUCCUGUCCUCCCAGCCUGUGUAGCAGCUGUUGGGGAGGCAGAUGGGGUAUGGGGCUGUUUCAGAGGGUACCUUUGGGAUCUUGGUGUCCAAAGAGGAGGAAGCCCAAAGCUGCCCCCCAAAUUAGGUUGUGGUACCUGAGGAGCACUGGGUUGGCAGAGUGCUGGGGACAUACUACCUGCCUGGUCCCCUGAAGGUUGGGAGAUCCGAGCUCUGCUCCUCCCCUUCCUCAUGCUACUGCUCAGAACUACGCAGCACCCCCAUUUCACCUCACCAUCAUCACCUCCCCUGUGGAGGUUGGGGGUGGGCAGCAAUGCAGUGAUACAUGCAGGGUUGCCAAACCCCCUGCAGGUGACCGAUUCUCCUGAGAGCUUGCUUAUGGGAAUGGGCGGGAUUAGAUCUUGAGACUCUCAAUCCAGUGCUGACCUCCCACUAAUAUCCUCCCCCAAAGGCUCCCACAUCCAAGGGUUUUUUGCCCAUCUCCCGGAAACUGGUGCCUGUUCACAUCCAGUCCUGAACUAUUGAAGUGGCAGGCUGGCCCUGAGUUUAGGAAGUAAAGCAGUGUGGCUGGAAGCAAAGCAACUCCACUGACAGCUUGGGUGUGGACCCUUCUCUGCCUCUUACUAGCUCUGGGGUCCUGGAUAAGCUAUUUAACCUUCCUGGGACUCCCAUUUGUGUCCACAAAAUGUGACUGAUUCCCUGAGUUAAUGGGUGUUAAAUGCGUAGAACAACACACCCUUGUCCAAGCUCUCCAUGCAACUAGCUCAUCCUGUUUGGGGUGUAUAUACCAUAGGCACUCUAGUGGCUGAAACCAAGGCCACUACUAUUCUCCCCUACCCUCCAAGGAGGAUACAACUGACCUGCCCCUGCCAUGGGGAGUCCCAAGAGGCAGCCCUGCCCCUAUGCUGAGUAGUGCUGGGGGGGUGGGG